Cynara cardunculus var. scolymus (artichoke) is the source of this 764-nucleotide messenger RNA. RefSeq lists its product as uncharacterized. The record is from RefSeq and is a predicted model, not a curated record. The transcript has 3 exons. Bases 14 to 550 code for a protein of 178 amino acids. Gene Ontology annotation, molecular function: fatty acyl-CoA hydrolase activity. NCBI's taxonomy places the organism in Eukaryota, Viridiplantae, Streptophyta, Magnoliopsida, Asterales, Asteraceae.
ACAGACUACAGACAUGACAAAUCAAAACGCAGCAAAUCAUUUUGGGGGAAUGGCGAAGACCGUCGUAUCCAAAGAGAUGCCAUCGGAAACCGUCACAAAGGUCACCAACUUCUUCACGAGGCUCGGCGGUGGCACCGUAAUUCCGGCGAAGUACGAAGGCGAAGAUGUUCACUUCGAUCUGAUUCGCAGCUUGCUCAAAGUUCAACAUAUCCAUCGAGGUCGUAUAACCUGCAUCCUCACCGUCAAACCAUACGCCUGCAAUGCCUAUAACACCUUGCAUGGAGGAGUAAUUGGAUCCGUAGCCGAGAUUGUCGCUAUAGCUUGUGCUAGAACCGUUGUCAACAAAGAUAAAGAGCUUUUUCUUGGUGAAUUGAGUGUCUCUUAUCUCGCAGCUGCCGUUAAACAGACAGAAGUCAUCGUUGAUGCAUCCGUGGUAAGAAGUGGUAGGAACUUGACGAUCGUUGCCAUAGAGUUCAAGCUAAAGAAUUCUGAACAUUCGACUUCCUUGUGUCGUGCUACCUUCUAUAACAUGCCCGUUGCAAGCUUGUGAAGGUUCUUCACAGUUUUCUUCGGUUUAAACCGCAAUCAUAACGCUUUCCUGAGGUGUUGAUAGAAUAUAUAUUCUCUCCGUCCCAAAAUGUGUCCAUAUUUCUAUUUUAGUUUAUCACAAAACAAGUAUACACUUUCAAAAGUAACCGUCUACUUCUUAUUUUCUACCCUUAGUUGUUGUGAGAUGGGGUAAUUCAUUACUAACUCUGUUUUUA